Messenger RNA from Camellia sinensis, 1404 nucleotides. RefSeq lists its product as uncharacterized. The record is from RefSeq and is a predicted model, not a curated record. NCBI's taxonomy places the organism in Eukaryota, Viridiplantae, Streptophyta, Magnoliopsida, Ericales, Theaceae.
AUGGUGGAACGUUAGACCACCAACACCAACACCAACACCAACACCUCUCUCUCUCUCUCUCUCCUGCCACUUUCUGGGACGAUGACGAGAAUAAAGAAUGGACACUACUGGUUCUUAAUAACAACGAUAGUAGUGAUAUCAAUGUGUUUAUCAUCGUCUUCGUUGGCUUUUCAAUCCGACGAACUUUUGCUCGACGACGAAGAGUUCGGGCUCGAAGGGGCCCGAUCUCCUCCUGAUCUCCAACUCACCACCCCCACCCGAUCCAUUCCUCCUCCACCUGCUACUGUUACUCCUUCACAGCCAACUAGCCCGGCCCGAACCAAAUCAUCGGAUCCGGACUCCAAAGUCCAGUUCCCGCUCGAGCACGCCUUUGGGGACUCCGACUUCUCCCCCGCCGGCACCUUCACUGCUCGCCUCAAGACCUGGUCUCACGGUGGACAGACUCUUACCAAACUUAGGUUUUCAAGGGAGGCUUUUACAGAAAUAGAGAAGGAAAAGUUCAAGAAGCUAUUGGAAGGCGACAAUUUCUACAGGAUAAGAGUGCCAUCUAAUGUUUUGAGCCCUCCAGGGAGGGAUUACAUCAUUUCAUCAGUGAAAGCGAGAUGCCUUCCACAGGAUCGUUUGGAUGAACAUUUUGUUAUACACAUGGACGGUGUUAAUAUCUUGGCUGUUAAUUAUGGUUCUCCUGGUGCAUGUCCAUAUCCUCGGCAAUUGAAACUUCCUGCAAAGUGGUCAUUCAACUCACACACCGUCUUAAAGAACAGCGAGCAGGCACCAAGAAUUGUGACAUUUGUGGAUGAGAUCCUUGGUGGUGAGACUGGAGAGGGUGAAGUUGUAAAGCCACCAGAGAGAUCAUUUUGGGCUAAAUAUUGGAUGUAUUUGAUACCUCUUGGAAUAAUUGUGAUGAAUGCUAUCACCCAAGCUAUGAAUAUGCCCGAGGAGCAGGCUACUUCUGGCCAAUCAGCCUCUCAAAUUCCACAGCAAACUACGGCGGCGAUCCGUGGGGGGCCAACUGUAGCUGUGAGAAGAAGAUGAUGACAUGACACACUCCCCUUACUCUUUAUUAUUAUUUUUGUUCGAUCAUCAGUUUGUUAGAAUACAUUUAAGGUGGUUUGGGGUUGAUUCAUAUGUAAAAGUGAAAUCUAUUAUUGCCUCUUUAGAUGUAGCUGAUCACACUAAAGUAUUGUAUUGUACUUUUAGGUUUUUUUCGCUUAUUGUGCUGCAGCAUUGGCAACACAGAUACUACCAUCAUUUUGGAAUCUUCAAUUUUGUGAGCCAUCCUGGGGUUGGGGGCCAAAUAGUCCUUGAAAGAUAACUUCAUUUUUAAUUUCACUGUUUGUGGUUCUCUCUCUCUGCUAGCUAGCAUAGUUCCUUCGUGUACUGUAUCUAGUGUAUUCUUUGUCA